Messenger RNA from Solea senegalensis (Senegalese sole), 2533 nucleotides. It is a transcript of the gene ttl, whose product is annotated as tubulin tyrosine ligase. The transcript has 7 exons. NCBI's taxonomy places the organism in Eukaryota, Metazoa, Chordata, Actinopteri, Pleuronectiformes, Soleidae. Gene Ontology annotation, biological process: protein modification process. The record is from RefSeq and is a predicted model, not a curated record. Bases 594 to 1823 code for a protein of 409 amino acids.
GAGCUUCAAAGAAGAGAGCUCGGCUCACACACGCCGCUGGUGGAUUACUUGUCUGCGUCGAGACUCCCAGUCGUUAAAACGCUAUUUCUUUUUUUUCGAUUCACAAAAAAGCGUCUAUUCGGGGGCGUUUGUGUAGCUGUCCACAGCGGCUGCAUUACGUUAGCUGGUGUGGCGACAGGAUGUAAAUGAACCCAGACGGGACCAGCCCCAGGAACCUGGAACAGUCAGUCAGUCUGUCUGUCACACCCUUGUCUGUGGUGACUGGAGGAAACCCGUGUCGCUCUUUCUCUCUGUGUGGCGCAACAUGUUAUUUUCGUUGCAAAUGUGUGUUAGCCUCAACCUGCCGGCUUGUUGUUGAGUUUUAGAGCACCAGUGUAAGUUAGCAGAAGUGUGGACUGCAUCUAGAAGUGUGGACUGCAUAUAAUGUCUGACUCAUCGUCAUCAUUAUGGCUCGGGGAGAGGAGAUAACGCUCAACAGUCUCUGUGCUGCAGUGCAAACCAGGCAGCAUCACAACUGAGCUACACAACUCAGUCACCGACCCAUCCAGCUGUUUUCGUCACGUCAUAAAACCCUGCAGAAAAAGAGUGGCGUCAUGAAUUCCCCCAUGUACACCUUCGUCACCCGUGACGACAACAGCACUGUGUAUGCAGAAGUUUCCAAAAUCCUCCUCUCCACUGGACAGUGGAGGAAGCUGAAAAGGGACAAUCCCAGAUUCAACCUGAUGCUUGGUGAACGGAACAGGCUGCCCUUUGGACGUCUAGGUCAUGAACCAGGAUUGGUGCAGCUGGUGAACUACUACAGAGGAGCAGACAAGCUUUGUAGAAAGGCAUCAUUGGUCAAACUAAUAAAGACCAGACCAGAGCUGUCCGACUCUGCUACCUGGUUCCCAGAAUCCUACAUCAUCUAUCCCACUAACCUCAACACCCCCGUUGCUCCUGCUACAAAUGGCCUCAGCCAUCUGAAGAAUAAUCCCAAGACAGAUGAGCGGGAGGUUUUCCUGGCCUCGUAUCACUCUAAAAAAGAAAAUGGAGAAGGAAUAGUGUGGAUAGCAAAGUCUUCUGCUGGAGCUAAAGGGACUGGUAUUUUUAUAUCACAAGAUGCUAAUCAGCUGCUGGAGUACAUUGAUAAUCAGGGACAGGUUCAUGUUAUUCAGAAGUACCUGGAGAAACCUUUACUCCUGGAGCCGGGACAUCGGAAGUUUGACAUCAGGAGCUGGGUGUUGGUGGACCAUCAAUAUAACAUCUACUUGUACCGGGAGGGCGUGCUGCGGACGUCCUCAGAGCCUUACAAAAGCUCUGACCUGCAGGACAUGACCAGCCACCUGACCAACCACUGCAUCCAGAAAGAGCACUCGCAGAACUACGGGCGAUAUGAAGAGGGGAACGAGAUGUUCUUUGAUGAGUUCAAGCUGUACCUGCUGAACACUCACAAUGUCGCCUUGGAGACCACCAUAUUACCUCAGAUCAAGCAUAUCAUAAAGAGCUGUCUGACAUGUAUUGAGCCGGCAAUCAGCACCAAGCAUCUGUCCUACCAAAGCUUUCAGCUGUUUGGAUUUGAUUUCAUGGUGGAUGAGAGCUUCAAAGUGUGGCUCAUUGAGAUCAAUGGAGCUCCAGCCUGUGCACAGAAACUUUACUCAGAGCUAUGUCAAGGGAUUGUUGAUGUGGCCAUUUCCAGUGUCUUCGCCCUAAACAACAGCAGUGAGUCCUCGUCUGCUUCCUCGUCUCCUUAUUCCUGCUCCCCGUCCUCCGCGUUCACCACCAACUCCUGCUCCUCUCCCAAACUGAGAGGACCUCUUCAUGUGGGCCCUUUCACUCGACUGUAAGCUCACACUCAAAUAUCCCCCUCAUCUCCUCCACAUCAGAAACUUCCUAACCCCCGACCCCACCUGAGAAGUAGCACACGCCAGUGACCUGAGCCCUUAACUGAAUUUACCAAACACCCAGACAAGACAGGUCAGGAGGUUCUUUUCAUGAAAAUCACUGAGCUGUAAAAAAUUAUCACUGCUCUCCUCAUAAUGCACACCAUGCAUGUGAGGAUGCUGAUGCUUUAUGGAAGUCUCUGAACGAGUUCCACCACCACCAGUUUUUUUUUCUCCCCUACCAAGAUUAAUGGAGAUCUGAAGGAUGCAGAGAUGCUGCCAGUCCAGACUGUAGUGCCUUACAUUUCCAACCACACUCCCUUAAAAGACUGCCGGUUAGCUUGCUCUUUUAACAUGACUCAUACUUCUCAUUCUAUAAGCCUUUGCACUGUUGCAGUCAUUGCGGUCAUGACCCGUCCGUAUGACUUUGUUUAAAACAGAUUCUUUAUUAUUGGAAAUCUUCUAUUCUUGUCAGACGCUUUUCCUUUUUUUUAAAAUUAGCUCAACUAGUCUAAGUAUUUUUAGAAACCGCUGAUCUGCUAGAACUCCACAAACAUCUCUACAAAGAGGAAAAAAUAAAAUACCCAUAAGCAGCAGUUCUCUGAGAGAAAAUACCUGGUUAAUGACAGAAGUCAGAGGAGAAUAUCCAGACUGAUUAAAGGUGAUACAAAGGC